Rana temporaria (common frog) is the source of this 814-nucleotide messenger RNA. It is a transcript of the gene C3H19orf67, whose product is annotated as chromosome 3 C19orf67 homolog. The transcript is spliced from 2 exons. The coding region runs from base 21 to 362 and encodes 113 amino acids. NCBI's taxonomy places the organism in Eukaryota, Metazoa, Chordata, Amphibia, Anura, Ranidae. The record is from RefSeq and is a predicted model, not a curated record.
GCUGUAGAGAAGAAGCGAUAAUGGGAGUAUCUGAGGUUUUCAGUGCACCCGGUUCCUCUGAAUCUCAGAAACAGAUGGUAUGGUCCAUAGGAAAAUGGGGUGCCCUGGAUCCAACAGAAGAUGCAGAUAUGGAGUCCUGGAUCUUAUGCUCACAGCCGACUGCAUACUACAAUCUUCUUUUCAUAGUUGGCUUCCAUGAGCCUUCUCACACUGCUGCCACUGAUCUGCUGGUACAAAUCCUCAGUGUCUCUAAGGAAAGCAAUUCAACUUUGCAAGCAACACCCCCUGACUUCAGUGCUAUCAUGCCAACAUCUGAUACUCCAAGUCCAGGAAAAGAUGAAGAGAGAAAUGAGACACCAUAGUUUAUUAAUGUAAUCUUGUAUACAAAAUGUCGUGCAAGGUGACAUAUUCAUUGUGUUUUCUCUCUCUCUGAUAUAAGUUUGUGAGGUUCCAUCAAAUUUGUGAAGGCUUCAUGUAGCAGCAUCUUUGACUGGAUGGGCUUGUAAUCACAAGUGUGAGCUUGUCAUUCCUACAAAAGUUUGCCAUGGCAUUCGUCCAUGGAUAUUUAUACAGCUUCCCUCUCCUGGUUGAGCUGCAGCGUGCUCUUUGGCCAAUAAACUCAGUGACUGCCCAGGCCACAGAGCAGGCCACAAGGGCAAAACAGUGUAAAAAUUUAGUUGUAUUCUAUCUGCAGGAAAUGUACAGUAGGUUCUAUAUCAGGGGUCUCAAACUGGUGGCCCUCCAGCUGUUGCAGGACUACAAAUCUACAUGAGACAUUGCCAGGCUGACAGUUACAAGCAUGACUCCCAUAGGC